This is a messenger RNA of Jatropha curcas, 1148 nucleotides long. Its product is annotated as syntaxin-132. Gene Ontology annotation, biological process: vesicle fusion; exocytosis; intracellular protein transport. Lineage: Eukaryota; Viridiplantae; Streptophyta; Magnoliopsida; Malpighiales; Euphorbiaceae. The record is from RefSeq and is a predicted model, not a curated record. Gene Ontology annotation, cellular component: plasma membrane; SNARE complex; endomembrane system. Gene Ontology annotation, molecular function: SNAP receptor activity; SNARE binding.
CGGCAUUCAACCUUGGCCGGCCAACCAACAUCACAGUUUCCUUUUCUUGACGACAUAUAAAAAUCAUAGCGUGUCCAUUAGUUUCCAUUUCUUUUUAUUUCCGUUUCCUUUCAAAAGAACUAUCUUUUUGACUCUUUCUUUCUCUUAUUCUGGGAUUUGAUCAAGAUGAACGACUUACUCACGGAUUCAUUUGUUGGUGAUGCCGAAAAACCUCCCAACAAUAUUGAUGUUGAAAUGGGGAUGCGACUUCCACGGAGUAACUCCGACAUGGGAAUGGAAGCUUUCAAUAAGGAGAUACGAGAGGUUGAGAAACAGGUUGACAAGGUCUCCGCACUUCUCAAAAACUUGAAGGAAGCUAAUGAGGAGUCAAAGACUGUGACAAAAGCAUCCGCCAUGAAAGUUAUCAAGAAGCGAAUGGAAAAAGAUGUUGACGAAGUGGGUAAGAUUGCACGGACUGUCAAAGCCAAACUACAAGCAAUAAACAAAGAUAAUUUAGUCAAUCGACAGAAACCUGGAUGUGAAAAGGGAACUGGUGUCGACAGAGCUAGGAUGAAUGUUACAAAUGCCUUAACAAAAAGGUUCAGGGACUUAAUGACCGAGUUUCAGACUUUAAGACAAAGAAUCCAAAAUGAGUACCGUGAAGUGGUAGAGAGAAGGGUCAUUACAGUUACAGGAACCAAACCAGAUGAAGAGACUAUUGACCACCUGAUCGAAACUGGAAACAGUGAGCAAAUUUUCCAGAAGGCAAUUGAAGAAAUGGGCAGAGGACAGGUGCGAAAUACUCUAGAAGAGAUCCAGGAGAGACAUGAUGCUGUGAAGGAAAUUGAGAAAAAGCUACUUGACUUACACCAGAUUUACCUCGAUAUGGCUGUUCUUGUUGAGGCCCAAGGAGAGAUCUUAGAUAACAUUGAAAGUCAGGUGACAAAUGCAGUGGACCAUGUUCAAAGUGGUACUGAAGCUCUUAAAGUUGCAAAGAGUUUACAAAGAAGGUCAAGAAAAUGCAUGAUGAUUUCCAUAAUUCUACUCUUGAUCAUUGCAAUUAUAAUUGUUCUUUCUAUUGUGAAACCUUGGAAGAAGUAACUAUAAGAUUAGUGUUUUAUUGUUACAAAUUGCUUUAUAUGUCUAAUAAUUCUCCCUCAAUUUAUUUA